This is a messenger RNA of Prorocentrum cordatum, 178 nucleotides long. The record is from the annotation of a GenBank genome assembly. NCBI's taxonomy places the organism in Eukaryota, Dinophyceae, Prorocentrales, Prorocentraceae.
GCCCCACGAUGGCGCGGGCCUGGGUCUUGACUGGGAGCUCUCCCAGCGGCUUGCUGCAGGCAGCGCCGAGCGCGCCGGGCGUGGCAAGCCUUGCACUCUGAGCCACCCGCUUUCGAGCGGAGGCUCAGCCUUCAGAUGGAGCCGGUUGCCCAAGGGCUGUUUCCAGGAGAACCCCACG